Molecule: messenger RNA, 2340 nt
Organism: Meloidogyne enterolobii
Lineage: Eukaryota; Metazoa; Nematoda; Chromadorea; Rhabditida; Meloidogynidae
Source: the annotation of a GenBank genome assembly
AUGGUUAGAAAAGCAAUAGAAGAUAUUAGUUAUAGGGGUGGAAGUACUUUAACUUCAAAAGCUGUAGAAUUGGCAGUUCAGGAUUUGGAGAAAGGAAGAAGGGAUGAUGCUUUACAAGUAAUUGUUCUAAUGAAUGACGGAAUGAGUCAAGAUCCAUGGGAAAAUGUUUUGGCUGCAAGUAAAAGACUUGCCCAAUCAGGGGCUGAACGUUUUGGUGUAGCACUUGGGGAGGAAGUAGAUUUACGAGAAUUGGAACAUUAUGUUGGGGAUAAAAAAAGAAUUUAUAGAGACGGUUCUACAGAACGAUUUUUGGAAGAUAUUGUUGGGUUAAUAAAUAAUAAUAAAUGUUUGGAUAAUAAUUCUGAAAAGAAAAUUGAAAAUCUGAAUAAAAACGAUAAGAGCAAUGAAGGUGGUGGGGGUGAUGGUGGUAGUGGUCCUCGAGAAUUUGGAGAUUUUCAGAGAGAUGACAGUAACACUUGUCAAAAAGCAAAACUUGAUUUAAUUGUUGUUCUAGACAAUACAGACAUUAGUUCAACAGGGAAUGAUCCAAAAUUGAGUUCUAAUCGUUCUCUCCCUCUCAGUCAUCGUGUCCGCUUAGCAGUUAUUUCAAUUGGAGAACAACACCAAGAACUUUAUUUUUCUGAAGUUCAAGACAGAGAAUCUAUAUUUAAAAAAAUUGAACGGAUUCGUUCAAUCUCUAUACGUCCAAAUUAUUCGAAAGCUGUUGAAACAGCAAUUAAUUAUUAUAAUGGAGCUGGGAGAAGACCUGAAUCGAAUGGGUUAAUUUUAAUUGUGGGAGAUGGAAAGAAUGAUUUGGAAGGGCCGGAAGAGAGGAAAAGGGUUGGGGAAUUAAUUAAGAAGACCCCAGGUCUUAGUUGUCAUGCAGUAGAUAGUUCCAAGGAAGUGGAUGAACAAACGUUGAGUGCAUUUACUGGCUCUGUUGAACGUAUUUACCCCUAUGAUAGAAAUGCCGAAUUUGCUCAUUUUCUUUUGGCCAAAGCAUUAGAAUGUCAACCGUCUGAAUCUCAAUUAAAUUCCUCUUCAAACUUUUUUGUAGCAGGAAGUGAAGAACAAAUAGAAAAAUCAAAGGAUGAUGAAGAAAUGGAAGAAGAACCUUUUGAAAGGAGGGAAACCAAAAAUAAUUCUUCAAAAAGAAUAUUAAUUGAAGAAAAGAAAAUUAUUGAAGAAAUUGAGGAAAAAGGAAAAGAAGAAGAGAAAAAUCAACGUCAAAAAGAUAUAAUUGCUGUUUUACCGUUGAAAAAAGAGGAAGAAGAAAAUUUUAAUUUAAAUUUGGAAAAUAAAAUUGUUUUGCCUAACAAACAAAAAUUAAAUGAAAAUAAUUUAAAAAAUAUUGAGAGAGUUGUUUUGUCUAGAAUAAAUACAACAAAGAGUAUAAUUGUUACUAGUACAAUACCCCCAACAUUAAUUAAUCUUUCUACUACAAAAUUAUCAACAAUUGCUUUACAGAAAACAACAACUAAUAAACAAAAUGUUGGAAGAAUUAAUGAAAAUAAUUUCAGAAACAAUGUUUUUAGUCAAAGAGGAAGAAAUGAGUUGAAUACUGCUUUUACUACUUCUACUAAAAGACCAACUGCAACAUCAAUUAAUUCUUUUAGAAUCUCCCGAAAACAACAAACAAUAUUAGAACCUAAAACAACACAAAUAAUUUCUUCUCAAAGAACACGUUCACCUCAUCCAUCAAUUAUAUCCUCAUCAACACCAUCAACAACUUCAACUUCAAGCACAUUUUCAUCACCAACAACAACAUUCAGACCUGGAUGCCUUAUUGAUUUAAUUCUUCUAAUUGAUUCAUCUGGCAGUGUGGAACAAGCUUUCGAACAAGAAAAGCGUUUAGCUGCAGAUAUAAUUCGAAAAUUGCGGUUGGGUCCCAAGAAUGCACAUGUCGCACUUAUUAAAUUUGCAGCGGCAGAUAAAGUGCGCACAAUACAAUCAUUUUUAUCACCCCAAAGUCAAGAAAGAUUGCUUUAUUUGCUCAAUGACAUUCCAUUUAGUGAUGGAAUUACAGCUAUACAUUCUGCACUACGACAGGCAAUUGCCGAGUAUACAGUUGAGCGAGGUGCCAGGCCAGGUGUGGCAAUCCCGAUAGCAGUUGUUAUUACUGAUGGAUUUGGACAACAUGAUUUUUCAGUUGAAUCAUUAGAACUUCAUAAACUUAUUCCUAAUAUUUUUGCCGUUGCUGUAAAUAAUAACGAAACAAUGGUUGUUGCUAGGGAUGAAUUGGCUAGAAUUAGUGGAGAUCCAAAUAAAGUUUUUACAGAUAAAAGUAUUGGCGAAUUUCAUAAAAUAUUGGGUGAACAACUACGUGGAUGUUAGAAGAAA